Molecule: messenger RNA, 2715 nt
Organism: Metarhizium acridum CQMa 102
Lineage: Eukaryota; Fungi; Ascomycota; Sordariomycetes; Hypocreales; Clavicipitaceae
Product: AAA ATPase afg3
Biological process (GO): mitochondrial protein processing
Cellular component (GO): m-AAA complex; membrane
Molecular function (GO): zinc ion binding; ATP binding; ATP hydrolysis activity
Source: RefSeq, a predicted model, not a curated record
AUGUCAAGAUAUCUCCGACAAUCGAGCCAGCUGGCGCGGCUAGCCAGGCUCUCGCAACAAUCCAGUUUUCACAGGAUUCUACGACUGCCCGCAGUGUCACGGUCGAUUCCCACACGGACACUCCCAGGUGCCUACGGCCUCUCUGUGAAGUACUACUCCUCUUCAAAGCCACCGCAGCCAGAAGAAGACUCGAAGGCGAAAAAAGACCGUACGCCCGAAAUACCCAAAAACCAGAAUGAAUCGGCCAAGACUGGCAGAGAGAAGGAUGCUGAGCCUGCGAAUCUCGCACCACUUCCCGAAGGAUGGAUUCGAUUAUCAAAAGACGAAAUUGCUCAGCUCGAUGCCUUCCAAAAGGUUCUGCCAGAGGCUCAAAGAGCCACAUUGAAGGACAUUUUGCGAGGUCUGCAGCAGACUGGUGCUCCUGCCGAGGUCCGUGACUUGUUGGCCAAGAUGCGCAAAGGUCCGGGCAAUUUGUCGAUACUGGACAAGGGCCGACUGAUGCGGUGCGUAUUCAUGAUGGCUGAGCGUUUGGCUGAAUGGGAAGUUGAGGAGCAACGAAAAGGAAACCGAAUGUUUGAUCAGAACCAACGACCGGACCAAGACCAAAACGAUGGCCAUACUGGCAAGAGUGAGCCCGAAUUCGAAACACGUAAUAAGAAGUCGGACGAGAGCGGAUCACAUCAGCAGGGACCUGGAGGCCCCAAAAAGCCCGAGCGAAAUGGUUGGAUGGACGCUCUGCAGACAGGUCUAGUUCUCGGCAUCACACUAUGGGCUGUUGACUCUCUCAGCAAGCCGUUCUCUGAAAAGGAAAUCACCUGGCAGGAAAUGCGGAGGGCUUUCCUAGACAAGGGCCUAGUACAGAAAAUGGUUGUGGUCAACGGCUCUCAGGUUCGUGUCGAGCUGCACCCGGAUGCUACCCAAGGCGAUGCUGGCUCCAAUGGCAAGAGGACCUACGUUUUCACCAUUGGCUCCGUAGAGUCAUUCGAGAAGAAGCUUGAAGAAGCCCAGGAUCAACUCGGCAUUCCUGCUUCAGAGAGAAUACCCGUUAGCUACGAGACUGGCGGCAGCACAAUUGGUAACCUUCUCUUGGCCUUUGGCCCAACCCUACUAUUCAUCGGUCUCAUUUUGUGGACUCAGCGAUCCAUGGGCGGCCGGGCUGGUGGCGGUGGCAUGUUCAACUUUGGCAAGAGCAAAGCUAAGAAAUUCAACGCCGAGAGCGCUGUCAAGGUCAAGUUUGCCGACGUUGCUGGCCUGGAGGAAGCUAAGACGGAAAUCAUGGAGUUUGUCAGUUUCUUGAAGCAACCCGAGAAGUUUGAGAAGCUUGGCGCCAAGAUUCCCCGGGGUGCUAUUCUGGCCGGCCCACCAGGUACCGGAAAGACUCUCCUUGCGAAAGCUACUGCGGGCGAAUCCGGGGUUCCCUUCUUCAGUGUGAGCGGAUCCGAGUUCGUCGAAAUGUUUGUCGGAGUCGGUCCUUCCAGGGUGCGAGACUUGUUCGCUGAGGGUCGCAAGAACGCUCCAUGCAUCAUCUUUAUUGACGAAAUCGAUGCUAUUGGUCGUGCGCGAAUGGAGAGCGGACGUGGAUUUGGUGGCAACGAUGAACGAGAGGCUACGCUGAAUCAGAUCCUGACCGAAAUGGACGGCUUCAACACUCGUGAACAAGUUGUCGUGUUGGCUGGUACAAAUCGCGCAGACAUUCUGGACAAGGCCCUCAUGCGACCUGGGCGAUUUGAUAGACACAUCUUUAUUGACCGACCGACCAUGAGCGGACGCAAAGAAAUCUUCAAGGUGUAUCUCAAAAAGAUUGUCACCAAUGAAGACCAAGACUUCCUCGUCGGCCGGCUUGCCACUUUGACUCCUGGGUUUUCUGGUGCCGACAUCUCCAACGUUGUCAACGAGGCAGCCCUCAUUGCUGCCCGAGGUAAUGCCGAGGAAGUCAAAAUGAUACAUUUUGAACGAGCAAUUGAGCGUGUCAUUGGAGGAUUGGAGCGCAAGUCCCUUGUGUUGAAACCGGACGAGAAGAAGACGGUGGCUUAUCACGAGGCUGGCCAUGCCAUCUGUGGCUGGUUUCUUCGCCACGCCGACCCUCUUUUGAAGGUCUCUAUUAUCCCUCGUGGGCAGGGUGCUCUUGGAUAUGCGCAGUACCUGCCUCAGGAUGCUUAUCUGAUGAACACCAACCAGCUGAUGGAUCGCAUGGCGAUGACCAUGGGGGGUCGUGUUUCGGAAGAACUCCACUUUCCCACUGUGACGACUGGCGCAAGUGACGAUUUCAAAAAGGUAUCACAAAUGGCGCGAAAUAUGGUGACCCAGUGGGGAAUGUCUGACAAGGUUGGACCUGUCUUCUUUGAGAACGACCCGAACCGGAUGCAGAAGCCGUUUGCUGAGGCAACAGCUCAACAAAUCGACCAAGAGGUGCACAGAAUUGUGGAUGAAGCCUAUAAGCGAUGCAAGGACCUCCUGCUCGAGAAGAAGCGCGAGGUUGGGCUUAUAGCCGAGGAGCUGCUGAAGAAGGAGGUGCUUGUCCGGGACGACAUGGUCCGUAUUCUGGGUAAGAGACCAUUUGAAGACAACAACGAGGAGUUUGAGAAGUACUUUGGAGGGGGCAAGGAAGAGAGCGCACCGCCGGCACCAUUCCCUAUGGACGAGACGGAUACACCAAAGGAAGAGCCUCCAGCUCCGGCCCCAGCCUUCAGCCAACAUGCUGACGGGCCAAGGUGA